AUGGUGCUGCUCAGGAAUAUUUGUGGCCUGAAUCCUCCAGCCACUGGCUGGGAUGCCCUUCCUUCGCCUACAGAUUUGUCUUGUGAGGCUGACAUCGCUCGCAUCAAAUUCUAUAGAAAUAAAGUGUGUGGUCAUUCCGCCCAAGCGUCUGUUGACGAUGCGACAUUUCACAAUUAUUGGAAGAAUAUCCGCUGUACGCUGGUAAGACUUGGUGGAGUAGCGUAUGAAGCAGCUAUUGAUGGGCUUAAGUAUUACUGCUUGGACCCUGAACUAGAAGAACACUACAAAAAGCUUCUAAAGAAGUGGAAGAUGGACGAAGAUAGCGUGAUGGACAAGCUGAUUGACGUUGAAGCCAAAGUAGAUAAAGUAUAG
This is a messenger RNA of Porites evermanni, 372 nucleotides long. The record is from the annotation of a GenBank genome assembly. Lineage: Eukaryota; Metazoa; Cnidaria; Anthozoa; Scleractinia; Poritidae.